AAGUCGCUUUCUGGACGGGGAGGGAGUCGAGACGCGAUGGGAUUACGCCUGACUUCAGCGGCGCGUGUUAAACCUCCCACAAACACACGGACAUGAGACCAUGACAGCACGGGAAAGCGUUUCAUUUAGACCGCCAACACUUACCGGGGACUUUAAAGCGCUGGAAACAUGGACUAAAGCUUCAUCGCGUUCAUCUGAACAUGAGAGUUAACGGCGGGACGAGCGGAGGGCUUUUAGGAAGGAUUUGUAGAUCACAGGCGCUCGCAAAAGUAGUCGGGACAGCGGAGGAAACAGACUUUGAAUGUUUUUAAUAGAAUAUUUUACACGUCUACUGGAAAUUAAUGAAAGUUUGUAGCUCGACAUGUCAGUCCCGAGCCAUGUGGAGACGCGUAAGUUCACCCGGGGGCUCGGUAAACCGGGCACGGCGGCGGAGCUGCGGCAGAGCGUGUCGGAGGCGGUCAGGACCUCGGUUUUAGUGGUGAAGCCGCGUGUGGUGGAGCCUCUGGACUAUGAGAGUGUGCUGGUGCAGAGGAAAACUCAGAUCCUCAGCGAUGGACUCAGGGACAUGCUGCAGUUUCCUCUGGAGGAUUUUCAGGUGUGCACACUGCCACGACAGAUCCGGACCUUCUACCCCUCCAUACCUCCACACGCACUGAGAGAGGCACAGAGUCUGUUUGUGCAAGAGUGCAUCAAGUCUUACAUCUCUGAAUGGCAUGUAGUCAACUACAAAUAUGAGGAUUAUUCCGGUGACUUCCGUCAGCUUCCCAACAAAGUGUCCAGACCUGAUAAUUUAGCCCAGCAUGUUUUUGAGGUGGAUGAAGAUGUGGAUAAAGAUGAGGACACAGCCUCUCUGGGCUCCCAGAAGGGUGGUCUCAUUAAACAGGGCUGGCUACAUAAGGGCAACAUGAACAGCGCCAUCAGCGUCACCAUAAGGUCAUUCAAAAGAAGGUAUUUCCACCUGACACAGCUGGGCGAUGGGUCGUAUAAUCUCAACUUCUACAAGGAUGAGAAGAUCAACAAAGAGCCCAAAGGAACCAUCUUCCUGGACUCCUGUAUGGGAGUGCUGCAGAACAAUCGUGUGCGGAGGUUUGCGUUCGAGCUGAAGAUGCAGGAUAAGAGCGGCUAUGUUCUGGCCGCUGACUCUGAGAGCGAGAUGGACGACUGGAUCAACACCCUCAACAAAAUCCUCAACAGCAGCUUUGAGCUCGCCAUGCAGGACAAGAGGAACGGAGACUUACACGACGAUGAUGAACAGGCGAAAAGCGAUCACUCCUCGAGCAGCAUGGACAGUUUUCAGAGUGCCAGAGACAUCGAGAGCAGGAUGAGGAAUGAGACACGGCUAAAACUCUUUACACUGGACCCGGACUUACAGAAACUGGAUUUCUCCGGGAUCGAGCCAGAUGUGAAGCCCUUCGAGGAAAGGUUUGGGAAGCGAAUCUUGGUGAGCUGUAACGACCUGUCCUUCAACCUGCAGAGCUGUGUGGCGGAAAACGAAGAAGGGCCAACCACUAACGUCGAGCCCUUCUUCGUCUCUCUGUCGUUGUUUGAUAUUCAAAGCGGACACAAGAUUUCCUCGGACUUCCAUGUGGAUAUGAACCAUCCGUCUGUGAAAGAGCUGCUUCCUCAGAACAGCACCGCAGCGCCAGACAGUCCACAAGCAGCUCAACACACAGCCAACAGCCUGACAGAGAGCGCCAUUCAGUUUCCACGACAGGGAGUGUUUUCGGUGACCUGUCCGAACUCUGACAUCUUCUUGGUCGCUCGGAUUGAGAAGGUCUUACAGGGUGGAAUAGCACAUUGUGCCGAGCCUUAUAUGAAGAGCUCAGACUCGGCUAAGGCUGCUCAGAAGGUUUUGAAGAACGCUAAGAUGGCCUGCAGCCGGCUGGGUCAGUACCGGAUGCCGUUUGCAUGGGCCGCUAGGCCGCUGUUUAAGGACGCCUCUGGGACGGUGGACAAGAGCGCUCGGUUCUCGGCUCUCUACCGACAGGACGGCAACAAGCUCUCCAAUGAGGACGUGUUCAGACUCCUGGCAGACUUCAGGAAGCCAGAAAAGAUGGCCAAGUUGCCUGUGAUUCUGGGUAAUCUGGAUGUUACGGUCGAUAACGUCGCACCAGAUCUGACUAAUUGUGUCACGCCCUCCUAUCUUCCUCUACGUCAGAUGGAAGUCGCAGACUGGAGCAGGAUGGUGUUUGAGGUGGAGGAGUUUGUGCCGUCCAUCCCUAAAUACUCCCAGCCUUUCACCGUCUACAACAAUCACCUGUAUGUGUAUCCACGCCAUCUCCGAUACGACGGCCAGAAGAGCUUCACCAAGGCCAGAAAUAUCGCUCUGUGUCUUGAAUUCAGAGAUUCGGAUGAAGAGGACGCUCUCCCACUGAAAUGUAUUUACGGGCGUCCAGGAGGGCCUCUGUUCUGUAAGAAAGCGUUUGCUCCCGUCUUACACCACCAGCAGAACCCAGAGUUUUAUGAAGAGUUUAAGAUCGAGCUGCCGGCUCAGUUGACGGACAGACAUCAUCUUCUGUUCACUCUCUAUCACAUCAGCUGUGACAGCAACAGCAAAGCCAGCACUAAGAGACGAGAACAGGUGGAGACACAAGUGGGUUAUGCGUGGCUCCCCUUGUUGAAGGAUGGCAGGGUCAUCAUGAAUGAACAGCAGGUGGCAGUGGCUGCAAACCUGCCUCCAGGUUACCUGAGUUUCCAGGACAGCAGCAACAAGCAGCACACUGGUCAGGAGGUGAAGUGGGUGGAUGGUGGGAGGCCGCUACUCAAAGUCUCCACACAGCUGGUGUCCACUGUAUACACACAGGAUCAACAUCUGCAUAACUUCUUUCAUCACUGCCAGAGUAUUGGAUCCACAGGCCAGUCAGGAGAACUGAUCAAAUACCUGAAGAGUCUGCAUGCCAUGGAGGCUCAUGUGAUGGUGAAGUUCCUCCCCACUAUACUGAACCAGCUGUUUCGUGUGCUCACCAUGUCCAGUCAGGAUGAUGUUGCUGUGAACGUCACCAGGGUGAUGAUUCACGUCGUGGCUCAGUGUCAUGAAGAGGACCUGGAGCAUCACUUACGUUCUUAUGUAAAGUACGUUUUGAAGGCUGAAACUAAUUUAACCAAUGGUAAAACAGUCCAUGACGAACUGGCCAAAGCCAUGACCGCCAUCCUGAAACCCUCCACUGACUUCCUCACCAGCAACAAACUGCUGAAGUACUCCUGGUAUUUCUUUGAGGUUUUAGUCAAGUCUAUGGCUCAGUACCUGAUUGAGACGGGCAAGGCCAAGGUGUCUAGGAACCAGCGUUUCUCAGCUUCAUUCUAUCACUCCGUGGAGACCUUAGUGACAAUGCUGAUGCCUCAUAUCACACAGAAAUACAAAGACUACCUGGAGGCGACACGAAACGCCAAUCACAGCCUUGCUGUCUUCAUCAAGCGCUGUUUUACCUUCAUGGACAGAGGGUUUGUCUUCAAGCAGAUCAACAACUAUAUCAACUGCUUCAUGCCCGGAGAUGCAAAAACGCUGUAUGAGUUUAAGUUUGAGUUUCUGAAGGUGGUCUGUAAUCACGAGCACUAUGUUCCUCUCAAUCUGCCCAUGCCGUUCGGGAAGGGCCGAAUCCAGCGCUUUCAAGAUCUUCAGCUGGACUACUCUUUAACUGAGGAUUUCUGUAAGAAUCACUUCCUGGUGGGGCUGUUGCUGAGGGAGGUGGGCGGAGCGGUGCAGGAGUUCAGAGACAUCCGUCAGAUCGCAGUACAGGUGCUGAAGAACCUGAUGAUCAAGCACGCCUUUGACGAUCGCUACUCCUCCAAGGCUCAGCAGGCUCGCUUGGCUACGCUUUACCUGCCUCUGUUCAGUCUGCUGCUGGAAAACGUCCACCGGCUCAACAUCAAAGAUGUGCUGCCUGUCACCAACCAGACGAACAUUAAUGGCCGUGAUGAUCAUGUCAUGAUGACACCUACAAAAAAUAUGGCCAGUCCAGUGGACGGCAGCCUGCAUAAAGAGCUGUUUGGAGUGAUUUCAGGAGCAGUCUCUCCUCACACUCCGACCAUGAGCUCUGUACGGCACACUGACUCACGCAGCUCUCUUAUCAGCACAGACUCUGGGAACGGCCUAUCAGAGCGCAGCGUUGACAAGCCACACCCCCUAGACAAGGGUCAUGUCGCUGGGGUUCUGGGCAGCUCUUUGCUCCGCUGUGAUAAACUGGACCAAUCUGAAGUGAAGAACAUAUUAAUGUGCUUCCUGCACGUGCUAAAGAGCAUGUCUGAAGAUGCUCUGUUCAACUACUGGAAUAAAGCUUCACCCACAGACCUGAUGAACUUCUUCAGUCUGCUAGAAAUGUGUCUUCAUCAGUUCAGAUACAUGGGAAAGAGACACAUUGCAAGGACUCUGGAGGGAUCAGGUCCCGUGGUUCACGAGCGCCGCUCUCAGACUCUUCCCGUGUCCCGCAGCAGGACAGGAGCUCUACACAUGAGACUGCAGCAGCUCAACAGCCUGGACAACUCCUACACCUACAACCACAAUUACAGUCACUCAGAUGCUGAUGUGUUGAAUCAGUCUCUGUUGGAAGGAAAUAUUGCUACAGAAGUUUGUCUAACAGUUCUGGACACACUGAGCAUAUUCAUCACAAGCUUUAAGACUCAGCUGAGUUUGGAUCACGGCCACAAUCCCCUCAUGAAGAAAGUCUUUCAGGUUCAUCUCUGCUUCCUACAAAUCAACCAAUCAGAGACGGCCCUCAAACAGGUCUUCACUUCUCUUCGCACUUUUAUCUACAAGUUUCCAUGUACGUUUUUCGAGGGCCGUGCGGACAUGUGUGCGUCUUUCUGCUACGAGAUCCUGAAGUGCUGUAACUCCAAACUGAGCUCCAUCCGCAGCGACGCGGCUCAUCUCCUCUACUUCCUGAUGAAGAGCAACUUCGACUACACCGGACGCAAAUCCUUCAUCCGCACGCACCUGCAGGUGGUGAUUGGCGUCAGUCAGCUGAUCGCUGAUGUCAUCGGAAUAGGAGGGACGAGGUUCCAGCAGUCGCUGUCAAUCAUCAACAACUGUGCCAACAGUGACAAGACUAUCAAAAACACAGCAUUCCCAUCCGAGGUGAAAGACUUGACCAAGAAGAUCCGCACGGUUCUGAUGGCCACGGCUCAGAUGAAGGAGCACGAGAGAGACCCUGAGAUGCUGGUGGACCUGCAGUACAGUCUGGCCAAAUCUUACGCCAGCACUCCUGAGCUCCGCAAGACGUGGCUGGACAGCAUGGCCCGGAUCCAUGUGAAGAACGGAGACCUCUCUGAGGCAGUCAUGUGUUAUGUGCAUGUAGCAGCGCUGGUGGCCGAAUACUUGAGGAGGAAAGGCACGUUUAAACAGGGCUGUACUGCAUUCAGAGUGGUCACACCAAACAUCGACGAGGAAGCGUCCAUGAUGGAAGACGUGGGGAUGCAGGAUGUUCACUUUAAUGAGGACGUCCUGAUGGAGCUUUUGGAAGAAUGUGCUGAUGGUUUAUGGAAAGCAGAGCGUUAUGAACUCAUCUCUGGCAUCUACAAACUCAUCAUUCCCAUUUAUGAGAAACGCAGAGACUUUGAGAGACUGGCUCACCUCUAUGACAUCCUGCACCGUGCCUACAGUAAGGUCACAGAGGUCAUGCACACGGGCAAGCGCUUGCUGGGAACCUAUUUCAGAGUAGCGUUCUUCGGUCAGGCAGCGCAGUACCAGUGUAAUGACUCUGAGAUGAACCAGGGGUUCUUCGAGGAUGAAGACGGUAAAGAAUACAUAUAUAAGGAGCCCAAAUUCACCCCGCUGUCUGAGAUCUCUCAAAGACUCCUUAAACUCUAUUCAGACAAGUUUGGAGCUGAGAAUGUCAAAAUGAUCCAGGAUUCUGGCAAGAUUAAUCCAAAGGAUCUGGACUCUAAAUAUGCCUACAUCCAAGUGACUCAUGUCACCCCGUUCCUGGAGGAGAAGGAGCUGCUGGAGAGAAAAACCGACUUUGAGAGGAGCCACAACAUCCGUCGAUUCGUCUUUGAGAUGCCCUUCACCGUUUCAGGCAAAAAACAAGGCGGCGUAGAUGAACAGUGCAAACGCAGGACCAUCCUCACCACCACACACUGUUUCCCGUACGUGAAGAAGCGGAUCGCGGUGAUGUAUCAGCACUAUGUGGAUUUGAACCCCAUCGAGGUGGCCAUUGAUGAGAUGAGUAAGAAAGUGCUGGAGAUCAGACAGCUGUGUUCCUGCAGCGAUGUGGACAUGAUCCAGCUGCAGCUCAAACUACAGGGCAGCAUCAGCGUGCAGGUAAAUGCCGGGCCUCUUGCUUAUGCCAGGGCUUUCCUGGAUGACGCCAGCACUAAGAAAUACCCAGACAACAAAGUCAAACAGCUGAAGGAAGUUUUCCGGCAGUUUGUGGAGGCGUGCGGUCUUGGUUUAGGUGUGAAUGAGCGUCUGAUUAAAGAAGAUCAGCAGGAGUAUCAUGACGAGAUGAAGGCCAGCUACAGAGAUCUCAUUAAAGAGCUGUCUGCCAUCAUGCAUGAGCCUAUCAGUCCAGUGGAUGAUGGGAUGCGCAGUCCUCUUCCAGAUUCGCUGCACAUCUUCAACGCCAUCAGCGGGACACCCACUGCCGCCUCUGUCCAGGGCCUGCCGAACUCCUCCUCAGUGGUGUGAACCUGACCCCUGCAGUGACCUCAUGACCUUUCCUCUCCCAGACGUCAUGAAGAGGAAGUGGAGGAGAGCAGAGGGAAGGUUCUCAGGAGGGGAUCUGUUUGGGGAUAUCACCUACCGUUUCCUGUGGAGACUUCAUCAAAAACUAUUUUAUUUUUGGCCAUUUUGCCAGUUUUAUUAGAAGCCGCCCCGAAGAGAGAGAGAGAAGAGAGAGAGCUGGGUCUCAUUUAGCCAAAUUCAUGUAAACACUGCAUUCAAUGUGUGCUAACACCCAAACUGUGACUCUGACUGCAACGGCUUUUACAGAUUAUAAAUAUGUGCACCCUCUGCAUCAUUCUGUGUUGUUUUAUUUCGUAUUACUUGUUCAAGCUCAGACUGAAGUCGCUGUCUGAAAGGCGCCUGACGAUGCAUCAGCAUCAGACGUGUUCAGAGCGGUUUGUGAAGCAGAGGCACAUUGAGUGGGCGUGGCUUCCGUGUGAUGAGGUCAGCGCUUUCACUGGACGUGAUACACUGGAGGCGCGGCGCGGCUUGUGUAAACACAAAUGCUAAUGUUCAGCAUUAUAUUAUCAGUUACAAAUAUUUUUAUACUGUAGGGCAUCUGAAUGUGAUAAUGUUUUUUAAUCUGUAUUUAACAGUCUCUUCUCUGCUGUAUUUAAACUGGUAUUGUCCCUAAUGCUUUAAAUAAAAUCUCAAACACUCUUUAAA
Carassius auratus (goldfish) is the source of this 7324-nucleotide messenger RNA. Its product is annotated as dedicator of cytokinesis protein 9. The record is from RefSeq and is a predicted model, not a curated record. Lineage: Eukaryota; Metazoa; Chordata; Actinopteri; Cypriniformes; Cyprinidae. Gene Ontology annotation, biological process: positive regulation of GTPase activity; small GTPase-mediated signal transduction. The coding region runs from base 362 to 6622 and encodes 2086 amino acids. Gene Ontology annotation, molecular function: guanyl-nucleotide exchange factor activity. The transcript is spliced from 55 exons.